Molecule: messenger RNA, 636 nt
Organism: Solanum tuberosum (potato)
Lineage: Eukaryota; Viridiplantae; Streptophyta; Magnoliopsida; Solanales; Solanaceae
Product: LRR receptor-like serine/threonine-protein kinase GSO1
Exons: 4
Coding region: 1-636 (211 amino acids)
Molecular function (GO): protein binding
Source: RefSeq, a predicted model, not a curated record
AUGGCUUUUUCAGGGACUGGCCUCUUCCCUGAGGCAAUCCCUGGGAUUCAAAAGAUGGCAUGCAUUGCCACAAACACUAGCACUGAUCAAUCUGCUCUUCUUGCAUUCAAACACGGAGUUACUCUAAACUCUUUAAUAUCUCAAAAUUGGUCUUCUCAAGUUACUGUUUGCGAUUGGAUUGGAGUCACUUGCGUUCCUCACCACCAUAGGGUAACUGCACUGAAUAUACAAUCAUCUCAAGGCGAUUUUCCCAAAGAUAUUGGCAACCUUCAGAAUCUGAAGGAGUUGAUUUUAUUCAAAAACCAACUUACUGGCUCUAUUCCAUUCUCCAUUUUCAAUAUUUCAUCGUUAGAAAAUUUAGAUCUCACGCAUAAUCAAUUAUCAGGAAGUCUUCCUGUGGAUAUAUGUCGCCGUCUUCAAAGAAUAAAGAGCAUUUCAAUCAUUUCCAACCACUUGAGUGGUUACAUUCCAUCGGGUUUAUCUAACUGCACGGAACUGUUUGAAUUGUCAUUGUCAUACAAUAUCUUCACUGGGACUAUUCCACCAGAAAUUCUCAACUUGGAGAGGCUUGAGAGCUUAAACCUUGGGGGAAACAACUUGCAAGGCACAAUUCUAGCAGAGAUUGGUACUUUAUGA